Cavia porcellus (domestic guinea pig) is the source of this 1071-nucleotide messenger RNA. Its product is annotated as prostate and testis expressed protein 13-like. Bases 350 to 730 code for a protein of 126 amino acids. The record is from RefSeq and is a predicted model, not a curated record. NCBI's taxonomy places the organism in Eukaryota, Metazoa, Chordata, Mammalia, Rodentia, Caviidae. The transcript has 2 exons.
UGCGCCUGGCUUUCGGUGAUACUGGCAAGUGAUUUAAGAUGAAUUUUCUUCUUUCCACAGGCAGCAGCCUGAAGAACAAAUGUAUGGCGCAUUUGGUUUGGAUAAAUAAUGCUACAAGGAGAAAGGACAUUCUUGAGUUAUCUAAGAAUUGUUCAUUCUCUUCAUACUACUCCAGGGUCUUUUUUCUGCCUUCAGCCAGGGAGUGGAGUCCUUAGUUCUUGGAAGGAGUCAUAGCUGUCCCUGAUGGAGGGACUGAAGCUGAGGCAGUGUUGGCAUCCUUUUGGGGAUGUUUUCCCCCACCCUAGUCCUCUGAAGUGGAAGCACUUUCUUUUAGAGUUCUCUGUUAAGGAUGCGUCUCUUUUCUUUAGGGAUUCGACGUUGUUAUAGUUGUAAACACUUUGAUGGAGAGCAUUGCCGCCACCCCAUGAAGAACUGCUGGAAGUUUAAUUGGCUGCCAGACAACAAGAGUUGUUCCACAGAAAACUUUUACUUUCAUGAUCGAGAUUCAGGGAGAUACCUGUUUCGUUAUACAAUUCUGUCUUGCAAGCCUUGCGUAGGAGGAGUAACCAAACUAUACCACGACUUUCACAGAGAAACAUUUUGCUGCGUGAAUGAAAACUUAUGUAAUGAUGGCAGCGCUAACCUUGAUUUAGGACGUGUAUCAUUAGAGGAAGCAAGGUUGAUAGCUGAUCCGCCUAAAGUCCAAGAAGAACCGAACUACUACGAAUGACCCUACAAGAAAACAAAAAGCGCCUGAGUUAGCCACACGAAGAAGUUGCUAUAGCCCAGAAAAACCAAGCUCCUAGACAAUCCAAGCUAUGGGUUGCUAGGCAGAGGGGCUGAAAUUGACAUCAUCUUUCCCAGUAUAUAAAUAAAUAUGCUGUACCUUGUAAGAUCUCCACCUGACCCUGGCUUUGUCUUUUCAUCCUUUUGUGAUCCUUCAUCCCAAGAACCUCAGAAGCUGCUUUGGGCCACAGUAGCAAAAUGCUACAAUAAAAUAGUUAAGAUUUUAAAAUCAUGUCUGGGCACGGUGGUGCACACCUGUAAUUCUCGCACUCAGGAGGCUAAGGA